AUGGACGAAAAUAAUUUAUUACAAAUACACAAAAAUAAUUAUUUAAUUACAUCGACAACAACCACAACAACUCAAUCCCCUUUAUUAUUUUUAUCAGAAGGAGAUCAACAACAACAACAACCUUUAGAUACUUGGCGUGUUCCUCCCUCACUUUUUGCUGUUUUUGCAUUCUUCUAUGCAGCUGUAUUUUUUGGAGGAUUUGUUGGAAAUAUGUUUGUUGUUGUUGCUAUUGCAACACAUAAAUCUUUGAGGACGGGGACUGAUUGGAUUUUUGUGGCAUCUUUGGCUGUAAAUUUUUGA
Messenger RNA from Meloidogyne enterolobii, 300 nucleotides. NCBI's taxonomy places the organism in Eukaryota, Metazoa, Nematoda, Chromadorea, Rhabditida, Meloidogynidae. The record is from the annotation of a GenBank genome assembly.